CCUGCAGACAGAAGGCAGACAAAAGUCAUGUCUUUGAUCAGAGAGACCAGAGGUUUGAAAGAGCUCUUAGGUAAAUUUAAACAUUUAAUUAGGUCAGAAUAAACUGCAGAAAAGUAAGAUAACAUAACGAGGUAUUCCUCAGCUUUAGAAAACAAAAAAGCAAAGAUGGGAAACAGGACUGUUGGAAAAUGCUGUGCUACAUAUCCCUUUCUUUUCUUCGGACUUCUGUAUUUUUAUUGGUAUAAGGAAGUCAUUGGACAAAGCUUGCAGGAGCAGAAAAGCAUGUGCAAUGCUGAGGGAUGCUAUUCUAUUCAUCUCCAGCACAAGAACUUCCUGGAGUCCUGGAGGAGCUGCAAGGAUAAAGGGGGGAACCUGGCUACCAUUAAAGGACCAGAAGAAGCUUCCAUGAUCCAUGACUUCUUAUUGCCAGUGAUCAGAAGUCGCUCCCGGCCCAAAAUCAGGUUGUGGAUUGGCCUUCAGCGACAGCCUAGGAAGUGCUCAGUCAAGAGCCCUUUGAGAGGCUUCACCUGGAUCACUGGGGAUCAAGUAACACAGUAUACGAACUGGCAACAUGAUGACUUAGCCAGUGAAUGUGCUGCUCAUCGUUGUGUGUUCAUUACCUACAACACGCCUAAAAAAAGGGGCAACAAUAACAACUUCAAAUGGGUCCAUCGAUCUUGCGUAGUGGCCGUGGAAGGUUUCCUGUGCCGCUACACCUACCAUGGGAUGUGCCCAGCUCUUCAGAAAGAAGGAGGGGGUCCUGCAGUCUACACCACCCCAUUUGAGCUGACAAGUACUGUUCUUACUCACAUCCCUAUUGGUUCUGUGGCAACUCUUCCUUGUCCCGAUGGUGACAAGGAAGACCAGUCAGUGAUGUGUAUGAUGAGAGAGGAUGGAAGUGUUGGAUGGUCAAAGGAUGCACCGCUCUGCACUGACACUCCAAUGGACUGGUGCAAACAGGACAAUGGUGGCUGUGAGCACUUCUGUGUGAACUCAGAUACCCAUUACUACUGUAAGUGCUAUGAGAAUUAUGUUCUGGAAGAAGAUGGAAAGACCUGCAAGCUCUUGGAUCCCUGCUACAGCGCCAACUGCGAGUUUGAGUGCGAGUCUACUCCUCAGGGACAUCGCUGCAAGUGCCCAGAGGGGUACCUCCUGUCUGGUGAUAAUCAGAGUUGUCUUGAUAUAGAUGAGUGCUUGCUAAAACCAUGCCCACAGCAAUGCGUCAAUGCACCAGGUACAUUCGAGUGUAGAUGCCACAAGGGCUUCCUUCUGUCUGAGUUCGGAGAAUGUGUGGAUGUGGAUGAGUGCUUGCUAAAACCAUGCCCACAGCAAUGCGUUAAUGCACCUGGUACAUUCGAGUGUAGAUGCAACAAGGGCUUCCUUCUGUCUGAGUUCGGAGAAUGUGUGGAUGUGGAUGAGUGCUUGCUAAAACCAUGCCCACAGCAAUGCGUCAAUGCACCUGGUACAUUCGAGUGUAGAUGCCACAAGGGCUUCCUUCUGUCUGAGUUCGGAGAAUGUGUGGAUGUGGAUGAGUGCUUGCUAAAACCAUGCCCACAGCAAUGCGUCAAUGCACCAGGUACAUUCGAGUGUAGAUGCCACAAGGGCUUCCUUCUGUCUGAGUUCGGAGAAUGUGUGGAUGUGGAUGAGUGCUUGCAAAAACCAUGCCAGCAGCAAUGCAUCAAUGCACCUGGUACAUUCGAGUGUAGAUGCAACAAGGGCUUCCUUCUGUCUGAGUUCGGAGAAUGUGUGGAUGUGGAUGAGUGCUUGCUAAAACCAUGCCCACAGCAAUGCGUCAAUGCACCAGGUACAUUCGAGUGUAGAUGCCACAAGGGCUUCCUUCUGUCUGAGUUCGGAGAAUGUGUGGAUGUGGAUGAAUGCUUGCAAAAACCAUGCCAGCAGCAAUGCGUCAAUGCACCUGGUACAUUCGAGUGUAGAUGCCACAAGGGCUUCCUUCUGUCUGAGUUCGGAGAAUGUGUGGAUGUGGAUGAGUGCUUGCAAAAACCAUGCCAGCAGCAAUGCGUCAAUGCACCUGGUACAUUCGAGUGUAGAUGCAACAAGGGCUUCCUCCUGUCUGAGUUCGGAGAAUGUGUGGAUGUGGAUGAGUGCUUGCAAAAACCAUGCCAGCAGCAAUGCGUCAAUGCACCUGGUACAUUCGAGUGUAGAUGCCACAAGGGCUUCCUUCUGUCUGAGUUCGGAGAAUGUGUGGAUGUAGAUGAAUGCAUGGAAGAAAAAUGCGUUCAUAUUUGUGAGAACUUGCCUGGUUCCUACACGUGCCAUUGUCCUGACGGAUUCUCUCCACACAAAGAAGAUCCAGAGAAAUGUGAAGAUAUCGAUGAGUGUAAAAAAGAAAUUUGCGAGCAGGUGUGCAGAAAUUACAAUGGUGGAUUUGAGUGUCUUUGUAAGGAGGGUUAUAUGUUGCAAGAGGACAAAUACUUAUGUCGGCCAGUGAAUGAGAAUAAAUCACAAACAGAUUCCCCAACAGUAAAAUGGCAUCCAACUUACCUGAGCUGGUCAACAGAGAAGACAGAGGAAAGAGAGGUGACCACCCAAACUUCAAACUCACCUUCAUCAAACUUUUUGAUGUAUACUACAACUUCAGCUUAUUCACAUCAAGAGGAUGCACCUAAGGAGAAAAUAUCAACUGGUGAUAAAGUGGAUUUAAGGUCUUUAGGAAACAAAAGACUCCCAGAUGUUUCGGAUUCUGUUCUGCCCACUCCACCAACAUCACAAAUACCAGAAGAUACAAAUCAGCCUCCAGAUGACAAAAGAUGGCUGAUUCUGGCACUGCUGGUAAUACUAUGUGUUUUUGCAGUGGUCCUGUUAGCGUUAGGCAUUGUUUAUUGCACAAGUUGGGCUGUAGAGACACGGAGUAAAAGCGUCACAGACUGUCACCGCCGGACCACCACCUCCAAGCCUAAAAAAUCGAUCACAGCAAAAUCUCGAGCUUGAAUAAUGUACAGUUAACAUGAAUUAGAAAAAAAUAGACUUCCUCAAGCUGUUUUGAUGUGAUCACACUGAUGUCACUUUGGUAUUCUAGGAUCCUGUGGUACAUAAUGGCAAAAUAGUCACUAUGUGCAAAAUAUAACAUUCAGAUAUUCUUUUCAGACAAUAGAGAGAACAUCAACAAUUAUUGUCCAGUAGAAGUGGAGCAGUGACCACCAGUGUAAAGUGGGACAAUGAAAACACAAUUUAGCAUGCAUCCCUUUUUUAAAAAAUACAAUGAAUGAGAAUAAAAAAAGCAGCUAUCAACAGCUUAAAUUUAUUUGUUUAAAUUUAAACUUAUUUUUAUAAAACAUUUACAUAUGAAAUAACAUCUAUACCGUUGUUAAUAAAUGUUAAUACAUUUGAAACUUACAUAGUUUGGAUCCGUGAAUAAAUUAAAUACCUACAGUUCAUGAAAUGGAAGUUGAACAUGGUCUUUAUCGCUUACCAAUUAUGUAAAUGUACAAAUAAUUUAUUUAUUAAGCAUUUUUGUAUCACAUUUUUCUUAUGCGGCCUGUAAAAGGAUACAACUACAUGACAAAUUCAAAGAUUUGUUUUAUCUGAUAAUUAAUGCAAAAGUCAUUGUAAAAAUAUGCCUGCGCUGCUUUUAGAUAAUUAUUUAUGCAACAUCUUUCACAAAACAGAUAUUAAUAAAACCACACAGGUAGGCAGCCUAAUGCAAGCACAGAUCUUUUAAUUAAUGCCAACCUACCAUAAUUACAUUGUUAAAUUGUACAGUUAGUUAUUAUGUUAUCAAAUUAAGUUAAUAAAACAUGCAAAAAAUGUCUGAGCGUCUUGAAACAAUCGUUUGAGAGUCGCAAACCUUAUAAUCUUAUAAAUAGUCUUAUAAAUAGCAGACAGAACAAAAUCAACUCUCCGAAGAUGUACAGUGUUGCAGAUUUGAGUGGUUUGUGUUUGAAUGAAGAGACCCCCAUUGACCAACAUGAGCCUCAUCUACAGAAGAAAAAAUGAACCAUUCUCAUUUCAAAAUAAGAAACAGUGGUUUAUUUUUGCAGUACUUGCAUUUAUGAAUACUAAAGUUUCCCAGCAAAAGUAAUAAAUUAAUCAAAUAGUAUUCCUUAUGGAAUUACAUGUCAUAAGUGAAAAAAAAGUUGCAAGCUAAAAUCUAAAAUCUAUUUACAAUCUGAUGAACAAGAAAUCUGUUAAAUGUAUUAAUGUAUGUAAACAUUUCCAUUUUUUUGUGUAAUUAUUUUAUUUAAUAAUAUAAACAAUAUUUGAGUGAUUCAAUAAAAAAGAAUGAACCAUUCUCGAUCCACAUGGCAUCCUAAUGAAUUUCCACAUAUAUGCAAUAAUGUAAGAAAGAAGUUUUAUCUUGUCUUUAAUAUACCACUAUCCGCUUUUUUUUUUUAAAUAUAUAUUAUGGACAGUUAAACUGAGAACUGUUUGCAGAAAAAUCUUUAAGGUCCUGCAUCAGUGAACAUUUGAACCUUUUUCAAUAGUUGUGUUUGAGUCCCUCAAUUGUCCUCAGUGUAAAAAAAAAUGAUCACUGCUGGAAAGUGUUCAAAUAUGCAAAGAUGCUGGAAAACUGAAGAAUCUGCCUCACAUUAAAGAUCAGUUCUCACUUUAACUGUUCAGAACAAACAAGGGACUCAUGCACAAGCAUCACAAAACAGAAAGAC
Carassius auratus (goldfish) is the source of this 4622-nucleotide messenger RNA. Its product is annotated as complement component C1q receptor-like. Gene Ontology annotation, molecular function: calcium ion binding. Bases 166 to 2949 code for a protein of 927 amino acids. Lineage: Eukaryota; Metazoa; Chordata; Actinopteri; Cypriniformes; Cyprinidae. The record is from RefSeq and is a predicted model, not a curated record. The transcript has a single exon.